Messenger RNA from Acromyrmex echinatior (Panamanian leafcutter ant), 1274 nucleotides. RefSeq names its product aminopeptidase N-like. NCBI's taxonomy places the organism in Eukaryota, Metazoa, Arthropoda, Insecta, Hymenoptera, Formicidae. Gene Ontology annotation, cellular component: cytoplasm; membrane. The record is from RefSeq and is a predicted model, not a curated record. Gene Ontology annotation, molecular function: peptide binding; metalloaminopeptidase activity; zinc ion binding. Gene Ontology annotation, biological process: proteolysis; peptide catabolic process.
CUCUAUUACGUAUGUUACAACAUGCAGUUUCCAAAGAAUUGUUUUAUACAGCUAUAAAGAAGUUUCUAAAUAUAUACUCGAGAAAUGCCGAUAAAUUCUGGAUCGCUUCGCAAGCUGCGCUAGAAGCAUAUUUUCCGGAAAAGAGCACGGCACGUUCCGAUCAUUUUUUGAGUACUCUGCAGUAUGUGCUAUAUUACUCUAGUAUAAACUAUACCCGGUUUGAUGUAACAAAGAUGAUAAAUAAUUGGAUUUAUCCAUCACAACAUUAUCCUGUGCUAAAAAUAACAAAAACAAAUUCUAAAUCAGCGGUGAUUUCAGUGGAAAAUUAUAAUUCAUGGGAGGAAAAAAUGCCAUUGAUACCUGUGACAACAAUAACAUUACAACUCAAUUCUGAAAUACAUCAAAAUUCUGAUAUUAUAUGGCUAAAGCCAACCAAUAACGGUUCUAAACCGUACGAUGAUCUUGUAUUGAAUUUCAAUUUUCAUUGGAUAAUAAUCAAUAUUGAACAAGCUGGAUAUUAUCGAGUUAAUUAUGAAGUUGACAAUUGGCGAAACAUUGCAAAUUAUUUGUAUAACAACUACAAAAAAAUACAUGUUCUUAAUCGUGCUCAAAUGAUUAUAAUAAUACGUAUGAAACAUAUUUUGAGCAAUCUCCUUAAUAAUAUCGGAUAUCUAGAAACAUUUAAUGAUGAUGACUUUACUAAAUCCUUAAGACAAGAAGCUGCAAGAUGGGCAUGUAUUUUCGGCGUAUCCCAAUGUCUAAAUAAUGCCAGUUUUCAUUUAUUACAUAAUCUUCGCAAUCCUGAUGGACAUAGAAUUUUAUCAUGGUGGAAAAGUUGGACAUUUUGUAAUGGUCUUACGGAAUCUGAAUUUGAUAACAGCACUUGGUGGUUACUGUACGAUACGUGGAAAAAAUCUAAUGAUAACGCGAUAAUGGAAUUUGCAUCUUGUAGUAGAUCUUCUUAUGUUAUUCACAAUUAUUUGAACCUAACAAUUAAUACAUCGGAAGAUUGUAAUUCUGGAAAUGAAUGUAAGGAUGUAAAUAUGCUAGCCAAAAAACGUGUUAAUCGUUUCUUGUACACUAUUGCAAAACAUGCAAAAGAAAGAACAAUACUUGAAUACAUAAAAGAAAAUUAUGAAAAAAUAAAACCAAAGGAAGUUAGUACUAUUACAGCAUUUAUUAUUAUUAUUAACCAUAUACAUUCUUGGGAACGACUUGAAGAGGAGGAUGCAGGCAAAGUAGCACAAUGUGCAGGUUGUGCGUGCCUGAACUAA